This is a messenger RNA of Paramacrobiotus metropolitanus, 1334 nucleotides long. RefSeq lists its product as uncharacterized. The transcript has 2 exons. The record is from RefSeq and is a predicted model, not a curated record. Bases 102 to 1262 code for a protein of 386 amino acids. Lineage: Eukaryota; Metazoa; Tardigrada; Eutardigrada; Parachela; Macrobiotidae.
UGUGCUUCUCAAUAUAAUUGUCUUCUCAGUAUAAUUGCCUAAAACUCCGCUUGCUAAGGUUUCCAGAUUUUCCACGAGUAUAUCGCUAAAUUUCUCCAAGGAUGUACCGUCGUUGUACUUAUCCGCUCGUUUUACUCCUAUAUGUAUUUCUGAUACUGGAAAUUUUGUUUGCCGUUGAAUGUGUGACGGACGACCUGGAAACCGAAUGCAGCCAGACUUCUGACUCUCUUAAAAGUGAAUCCGCACCAUCCCUCAUUCCAUUCCGUACAGAUGGCCUCACAAGAGCUGAAUUCUGUCUUUCCUUUGCUAAACAGACCAGUUGCAUUCAAGCGACGUUUGGCUUAACUUAUAAAAUGGACAACUGCAACAACGCCACCGACAGCGAAGUCUGGGCACAUCCAUGCAAAGCACUAUUUAAUAAAACAUACAUUGAUUUAAGCUGUCCUACCAAAGAAUGCGAAGACAUGAAGACAAUAACCACAUCUAUCAAUAUGAUAAGCCCGACACGAGCAAUAGCGCUGAAACUGUACGACAAUACCGAUGACAGAUGGCUGGCCAUUCAUAAGGACAUAACUGCACCGGUGCGGAAUCAAGUUAUUCAACUGUCAGUUUUCUUUUGCAAAUCGCCCAACACCACUGUAAAAGUGUAUGCACUGGGAAUGCUGCCGAACGUUCUACACUUCCAGUUGGGCUGGUUUUGUCACGGUUUGCGGAUCAGAAAAGCAGAUUUCUCGCGGAUGCCGCAAGUGCGAGUCAUUCAGUUUACCAUGUCAACGACGAUUGCCGAAAUGGAACCAUACACUUUCACCGAUCUGAGCAAUCUGCAGAUCUUGACACUGGAAGGUGAAAUUGCUGGGAACCUAUUUUCACGUGCCGAGAAUGAUCACAGUGAAGCUAGAAGUUCCUUACCAGAUCAUGUAUUCGAGCACAUUCGCCGCCUGCACUGUGCCUGCUCGUUCGCGUGGUUCCGAAAUUUCCUCAAGAAAAAGCCGCACCUGACUGCUGCGAUAAGGAAAGGUCAGUUGCUGAAAGUCGGGAGUUUCGUGCUGCCUGAGGACGACAUUCGGGCUCCCGGAAGUUCCGCUAAUUUGACAGCUCUCUCCCGUCGUGAGCUAGAUAGCUUUAGUAUAUCGAUCGAAAUCUUUCAAAAUAAAUGGUCGCCGGUGCUAAGUGUCAACUGUGAUGAAGAACUUAACUGGGAAAACACCCAAGCGGGUGAUCUGUUCUCCUACAACACAUCUUGCUACAACUUGAAUUGCUAGUUUAACCAAACUGGCCUCUUUGUACUGGAGAAUAGAGUGAACUUAUUUCCUGAUGCAGUUUUCCCGACAUGU